CUGCCUUAGAGAUCGCAUAUUAUAUAUCAGUCAUGUCUUCUAGCAGACAGAGAGUUUCUCAAGUGCGAAAUCCCACUCUUCCAUCGCAGACCACUCCUGAGCAGAGGUACUGGAGAGGAUAUACCAAUCCGCAAUUGAUCAAAGAAAACCACCCCAUUACUCAUAUCCAUUUCAAUCCCGUAGCGCCCAACGAUUUUGCAGUAACUUCGUCGACGAGAAUACAGAUCUUCUCAUCCAAAACACGUCAGGUAAUAAAGACGUUCUCACGUUUCAAGGAUAUAGUUUAUUCUGGCGAAUUCAGAUAUGACGGUAAGUUGCUUGUCGCUGCCGAUGCCACCGGUUUAGUUUCCAUUUAUGAUAGCUACCAACCACGUAACUUACUUGUGAGUUUGAAUCCGUCCUCGCAUCCUACUCAUGUUGCCAAGUUCCAUCCGACUGUAGGUAAUCAAUUGAUCACUGGCUCGGACGAUAGGAUAGUACGUUUAUACGAUAUCUCCCAGACUACCAAAGGACCUGUGACACAGUUCAACGACUCGUACCACGGGGACUACAUCAGAAGUGCCAGUUUCAUACCGGGCAACCCUAACUUGGUGGCUACUGGUUGCUAUGAUGGCUUCGUCAGAUUGUUCGAUACCAGAAACAGCUCUUCCCAGCAGCUUGUAGCUCUGUUCAAACAGGAUAACCCUGUUGAAGAUGUCCUUGCGCUUUCAGCCACGUCGUUGGUCAGUGCGGGAGGUCCCGUAGUGAAAGUCUGGGAUCUUUCUCGUGGCUCUCAGAUCAAGGAAUUGAAUAAUUUCACCAAAACUGCUACCACUCUUCAUGAUACAGGAGACAGAGGUUUGCUUGUAGGAUCUUUAGAUGGCCAUGUCAAAAUUUUCGACUACACAACUUCCAACUGGGAUGUCAAAUUCGGGUGGAAAUUCGGCAGUGGUGGGGUUCUCAGCUGCGCUGUUUCGCCUGCUUCCAACAACCACAAGCAUUUCGUAACCGGUUUGACUUCCGGUUUACUCUCUAUUCGUACUAGAAAGACUGAAGCCAAGGUUCAGCAAGGUAUUAAGCAGGAAAAGUCAAGUGCCUACAACAGGAUGAUGAGAGGUAAAGACUACUUGGGAGAAGAAGAGCACCAAGUCAUAUAUUCCAGCACUACCCAGACGAAGAAGUUGAAACAGUUCGAAAAGCACUUGAACGCAUUCCGUUGGGCUGAGGCUCUUGACGGUGCCUUUGUGUCAGGAUUGCCCAAGGAACACACCAUCACUGUGUUGAACGAAUUAAAAAAGCGUGGAAAGAUCAGAAUCUCGUUGUACGGAAGAGACGAAAUAUCGCUCUUGCCAAUCUUACAGUGGUUUAUCAAGAACUUAGAGGAUGUCAGAUCAUUCAACUUGAUCUGCGACUACGUAGCUGUCAUCUUGGAGAUGUACGGCUCGUUGAUUGACUCCAGCAUAGUAUUGGAAGAAUGUUUCGCAAACUUGUUGAAGAGAAUCAACAUUGAAAUUAAGAAAUGCAGAGAAGCCACCGAAAUUGGAGGCAUGUUGGAACUUCUUACAGUAUAGAGUAUCAUAUUAUCGUCAUCAUCAAAUUGUAUAGUACAUAAUGCAUAGCAUCCU
Scheffersomyces stipitis CBS 6054 is the source of this 1604-nucleotide messenger RNA. RefSeq names its product snoRNA-binding rRNA-processing protein (gene UTP15). Gene Ontology annotation, molecular function: protein binding. NCBI's taxonomy places the organism in Eukaryota, Fungi, Ascomycota, Pichiomycetes, Serinales, Debaryomycetaceae. The record is from RefSeq and is a predicted model, not a curated record. The coding region runs from base 33 to 1550 and encodes 505 amino acids. Gene Ontology annotation, cellular component: nucleolus. The transcript has a single exon. Gene Ontology annotation, biological process: positive regulation of transcription by RNA polymerase I; rRNA processing.